AUGUCGUCAACGAGAACAGGUCGUUCUUAUCAAGACAAAAAUAAAGAAGAAAAUGUUGAAAAGGAGAGUACUUUGAAACGAUUCACAAAAUCAACAGCAAGAAGGUGCUCACCUGGAUCUUUGUUAUCUGUUAUACAAGGAUUCAGUGAUGUUCAAAAGGAUUAUGUUAGAAAGAUGGGUUUUGGGGAUCUUCUAAAGAUGAAGAUGAUAGAUGUGCCAGGGGCAUUAAAUAGAGUGAGUUCUGCAGUUUUAAAAGUUAAGAGAACACGUCCACUCAUAUGCCACUGGACUACAGAGAAGGUUAAGAUGAGAGAAGAUUAUGAGAAAGAAGAGAUUGGUGAAUUUGGAACAGGGGAAUUGAAUGAAGAAUUCAUACAAGAAGAAUUGAAUGAGAAGGAUUAUCAAGAAAUGAUUCUGAUGAAGUGUAGGAAGUUCAAAUUGUUGAUUGAUAAUGGAAUUUAUACUUUCCCACAAAAUACAAUAUUAAAUCAUUUGAAAAGUAGUUUCAUAGAAAUUUUAAAUGAUGAGGAUGGAGAUGAUGAAGAUAAUGAAGAUGAUAAAGGUGGUGAUAAUGAAGAAAAUGAAGGUGAUAAUGAUGAUGAUGAUGAAGUUAAUGAUGAUCAUAAUAAUGAAAAAGUUAAUGAUGAUGAAGAUGUUGAAGGCUGUGAGAAUAAUCAAGGUGGAGAUAUAAAUGAUGUACAAAAAAAGUAUAUGGGAGGCAAAAGCAUUCAAGGACAAGGGGAAGAGAUCAAAAAGACGAGGUCUUCAAGAAUCAGUAAUAUGGUCAAGGAAUUCCACAAAAUGCUGAAUUUGUUGCCAAAGUUGCCAAAAGAUCUUCUUCUUUAA
Lactuca virosa is the source of this 846-nucleotide messenger RNA. The record is from the annotation of a GenBank genome assembly. Lineage: Eukaryota; Viridiplantae; Streptophyta; Magnoliopsida; Asterales; Asteraceae.